This is a messenger RNA of Suillus clintonianus, 1044 nucleotides long. RefSeq lists its product as uncharacterized. NCBI's taxonomy places the organism in Eukaryota, Fungi, Basidiomycota, Agaricomycetes, Boletales, Suillaceae. The record is from RefSeq and is a predicted model, not a curated record. The coding region runs from base 67 to 834 and encodes 255 amino acids. The transcript has 3 exons.
CGUAAAGUGGCCGUAACGGUAACGAACCCUUGCCGACGUUCCAUCCGACGAGCUCGCUUAAUAUUAAUGUCUUCUUCAUUGUCGCUGCCAUCGACGCCUACAUUUGCUACCCCAGGUGAUCAGCCGACGACGAGUCAAACCUCCGGGGCUGGAGGUAACCAACAGCCAUCUACAUCAACCACGCUAUAUCUCUUCACAUUCUUAGCUACCCUUUUCGUUCUCCUUCUCAUAUCAGCCUCUAUCAUAUUCCGUUCCUUCCUCGUCCGCAGGCGCUUUCGUCGCCGUGUCGAAGACGCUCUCGCACAAGGAGCCUUUUUUGACCUACCACCCUCGGCGCUCGGUCUUACUUCAAGGUUCAUUGGAGAGAAACCCAGCGUCCAUGAAGCCUGGGUUGAACAGGAUCUCCUACAGGAGAAAGCCCAGUGGCAUGCCAUCAUGCCUGUCACUGCUCUUCUAACACACAGGGUCGAACCUGCUGCGGAGUCCCGAUUACCUCAUGAAGCUCCACAACAACAGCGACCCUCAUUCCUUGCGCGUUUCAAGCGACACUCUGUAUCCCCCGACUCACAUCCAGCCACGAUCAUCCGAGACUGUACCUCACCAGAUGACACCGUCUCCGUGUGCGUGCUGAUCACAAUGCCUCACCCAGAUUCCCCGAUGCGCUUUAAGCAUUCAUCGGAAUAUCCGGCCAAGUCGCAACUAAUUGACGGCAAAUAUCCGAACCUGGGCGUAACGGCAGGGAGGGCCAGUGACGAGGAAGGCGUCCCAAACGUCGUCUUUGGUGUUGCCGAGCUUCCUGUGGUUGGUGGUUGGACAGAAGUAAAAAUGGCGUAAUAUUUUCAGAUUUACACUUCCCUGAUAUGACAGACAUGAAUAGUGUGGUAAUAUCGAAUGGUAUGGACCUUUUGACGUUUAACUCAUAUUGGCUAUGCAUCAUACUGUAUUCUUGUUUUGUAACACUUACUACCACUUACCCACACACACCACUCCUAGUAUGUAUGCAUAGGAACAACAGGAAUGACUGGAUUAUUCUUUUGCGCUUUA